AUGUGCGGCACGUCUUUCGAGUACGUCUCUGGUUGGAGGCAAAAGCGAUGCCACCAAAAUUACAUCGCGAUAUAUGAGUCAAAAUUAUCAGCUUCGAAGGCGGCGCUAGAGGUAAUUGGCUUAAGAGUGGCUCGAGGUCUUCUCCCUGUCUCCCCGAUGAAGCAUUCUGUUCACGUAGUCGGUGGAGUGUCUGUUAACUGGCAAUAUGGGGAAAGAUGGGCCCGCGUAAAGAAUUGUCAAGCUUGUUGA
This is a messenger RNA of Botrytis fragariae, 249 nucleotides long. RefSeq lists its product as uncharacterized. The transcript has 2 exons. The record is from RefSeq and is a predicted model, not a curated record. Lineage: Eukaryota; Fungi; Ascomycota; Leotiomycetes; Helotiales; Sclerotiniaceae. The coding region runs from base 1 to 249 and encodes 82 amino acids.